This is a messenger RNA of Cryptomeria japonica (Japanese cedar), 2347 nucleotides long. RefSeq names its product protein LYK5. Gene Ontology annotation, biological process: protein phosphorylation. NCBI's taxonomy places the organism in Eukaryota, Viridiplantae, Streptophyta, Pinopsida, Cupressales, Cupressaceae. The transcript has 2 exons. Gene Ontology annotation, molecular function: ATP binding; protein kinase activity. The coding region runs from base 165 to 2132 and encodes 655 amino acids. The record is from RefSeq and is a predicted model, not a curated record.
UCCAGGCAGGGAAGACCCGCAAAUUCUUUUUUGGUUGCAGAGGUAGCGAAAGCCUCGUCAUUCCUGCAGUUUAAAAAAGAGUUUCCCGAAAUAACAGAUUCAAAGGAAGCUUGAAAAGGUUGAAGUAGAGAAAAAAGAGCUUCAUUUCAGUUAAAUCAGCUGCCAUGGCCGUGGGAUCGGCAAUAAUUCCUGUUCUGUUAGGGGUGUUGAUGAUAAUAUGCAAUUAUGGAUCACAAAUAAUGGCUCAGCAGGUUUAUUCUGGGGACUCCAGCGAGGAUUGCAACAAUUUUCAUAAGGAGAGCUCUGGUUACCUGUGUAAUGGCGCUGCUAAAGAAUGCCAAACCUUUGCUCUUUACAGAGCUCAGCAAUUUUACAUGUCUCUUGACAGAGUUGGCAGCCUUUUCAACACUGGCCCCGCAACGAUUGCCUCUGCAAGCAAUUUAUCCGUCUCCAAUUACUCCAAGUCCCUGGACAAAGAUCAGGCCGUGCUUUUUCCCAUCAACUGCAACUGCGCGGGUAACUUCUCGCAGGCGAAUUUGACCUACACUGCUAAGGACGAUGACACAUACCUGAAAAUCGCGAGCCAGACACUGGAAGGACUCACCACAUGCCAGGCCAUGAGAGAACAAAACCCUAAGGUCGGUGAGAAUGACCUGAAAACCGGAACGAAACUGGUGGCGCCGCUGCGCUGUGCGUGCCCUACGCGCCAACAGCUGGACCAGGGCGUCAAAUAUUUGCUCAGUUAUAUCGCGGAUGUUGAGGACGAUGACGAGAUAAUCCCUGCCAAGUUCGAUAUCCGCCAUGAAGAUUUUAUCUCGGCCAAUAAAUUAGAGGACUCUAAUCCUACCAUAUUUCCCUACACUACUCUGUUAAUUCCUCUAGAUCACACACCUACCAUCCCUCCCAAAGGGCCUUUCGCUCCUCCGCCUCCACCUCGCUUACCGGCUUCGCCUCCCCUGGAUUUGAACUCUGGACCUCCUCCUUCUUCUAACUCUCAUACUUUCGUCGUCAUCCUCAUCACGUCUCUCGCUGCUGCGCUGCUCGUUCUGGCAGGUUUUGUUAUAGCUAUUGUUCUGUGCUUAAACAGGAGGAAGCGCCGCAAAGUCCUUAAGGAAGCAGAGGCAAAAAGAUUGGAGGCUGCAAAGAUUUUCAAAGAACCGAUCCUAAUGUUCCGCGAGUUGUCAGAUCUGCUAGAGUCGGACAGAUUGAUACACUAUAGCUUGAAAGAACUCCGAGAGGCUACCGAAAAUUUCAGCGAGGAGUCAAGGAUUGAGGGCUCUGUUUUCAGGGGUUUACUGCGCGGGAAGAGAGUGGCAAUGAAGCGGAUGAAUGGAGAAGUCUCUAAGGAAAUAAACAUGCUUCACAAGCUCCACCACGCAAAUCUUGUUACCCUCCUGGGCAUCUGCCUCGGCCAUGAGGAGCACCAUGCCUAUCUGGUAUUCGAGUAUGCAGAAAACGGGUCCCUGAGCAACUGGAUUGAGGACGCAGGGCCGCGGGAUUCUCUUCCAUGGAAACAGAGGCUUCAGAUCGCUGUGGACAUAGCAGAGGGGCUGGAGUAUCUCCAUCACGGAUCUAGUCCAUCUUGCGUUCACAAGGACCUCAAGACCAGCAAUAUUCUCUUGGAUCACAAUUUCAGAGCCAAAAUUGCAAACUUUGGAUUGGCUAAAUCUGGCGCAGGGGUUGCUUCCCUAACCAGCCAUAUAAUCGGAACUCAUGGAUACAUGGCUCCAGAGUAUCUUCGAGACGGUCUGGUGACGGCAAAGCUGGAUGUUUUUGCGUUCGGGGUAAUUGUUCUGCAAAUCCUCUCGGGCAGAAGGGCCGUAGGAACUUGGCGCACAGGCCAUGGCGAAAGGUUUCUGUCGGAUGAGAUCACAGAUCUGCUGCAAGGUGAAAAUGCCAAGGAAAAUCUCAGCGACUGGAUAGAUCCCAAUCUCCAAGAGUCGUAUGAUUUGGAGGUGGCUUUCAGAAUUGCCUGCAUAGCGAAAGCAUGCGUGGAAAAAGAUCUGGCAUUUCGGCCCAGCAUGACUGAGAUCCGUGUGGAGCUCUCUGGCUUGGCGGGCAUUAGCACAGAUGAUUCACCCCUGGAGUGGCGGAUCAUCCCAACAUUUUCUUCCCAAUUUCAACCAAGAUGAUUGAUUAGUCCCGAAUUGAUUAAGUUUCUAUCAGGAAGUUCGGGAAGAUCUCUUAACAACUGAUCAUCCCACAUAUAAAUUAUUGCUACUUGUAAUAUGAAGGUAAACAGCAGUGUUGAUUUACCAAAAAUCAUGAUUUGGAUGUGUAAUAUAUCGUCUUCUAGAAAUCGAAAUCUCUGUUUUAAUCAUCCUGCAAAUCGCAUCCUGGUUAUGCA